Messenger RNA from Pochonia chlamydosporia 170, 3549 nucleotides. RefSeq names its product heavy metal translocating P-type ATPase. Gene Ontology annotation, molecular function: ATP binding; copper ion binding; P-type divalent copper transporter activity. Gene Ontology annotation, cellular component: membrane. The record is from RefSeq and is a predicted model, not a curated record. NCBI's taxonomy places the organism in Eukaryota, Fungi, Ascomycota, Sordariomycetes, Hypocreales, Clavicipitaceae. The transcript is spliced from 2 exons. Bases 1 to 3549 code for a protein of 1182 amino acids. Gene Ontology annotation, biological process: copper ion homeostasis; monoatomic cation transport.
AUGGCACCGUCGUAUAUCGCAAUCCCGCCUCGGGACAUCGGCGCGGUCGCAAGCUCAAAUCUGCGUGCGCCCAGGAGCCCACACAUGGCUACAACCACUCUCCGCGUGGAGGGUAUGACUUGCGGAGCAUGCACAUCGGCAGUAGAGUCAGGUUUCAAAGGCGUCGCUGGCGUUGGUAGCGUCUCCGUCAGUCUAGUUAUGGAGCGAGCUGUUGUUAUGCACGACCCCCGAACAAUUUCCGCCGACCAAGUUCGAGAGAUCAUUGAGGACAGAGGCUUUGAUGCUGAAGUUCUUUCGACAGACCUUCAAAGCCCUGCUGUGAGCCGAUUUACCGAAAAUAGGAACAAUGGCAACGACUCUGCCUUUGUUAUCACGACAAUUGCAGUGGAGGGUAUGACUUGCGGCGCCUGUACCUCUGCCGUAGAAGGCGGCUUCAAAGAUGUUCCUGGAGUUCAAAACUUCAGUAUAUCACUCCUCUCUGAGCGAGCAGUUAUAGAACAUGAUCCUUCCGUCUUGACGCCUGAGAAAAUCGCAGAGAUCAUCGAAGAUCGUGGCUUCGGGGCCGAGAUUGUUGAUACGGUCAAGUCUACGCCUGCAGGCAAUGACAAUGGCGCCGCUGAGGCUCAAAGCGAUAUCGCAAUAACAACAGUGGCCAUUGAAGGCAUGACAUGUGGCGCAUGCACUGCAGCUGUUGAAGGUGGUUUCAAAGGCGUUGAAGGUGUUUUAAAGUUCAACAUCAGUCUACUGGCAGAACGUGCCGUCAUCACUCACGAUGUAACCAAAAUCUCACCCGAAAAGAUUGCUGAGACAAUAGAUGACCGUGGAUUUGAUGCGUCCGUCUUGUCAACACAGUUCGAAUCCAAUGACCUCGGUCCCUUGGCGUCAACGGCUCAGUUCAGAAUUUACGGCAACCCAGAUGCCGCCACAGCACAGGCGCUUGAGACUAAACUCAAGUCUGUUCCUGGUAUAAAAUCAGCGUCGAUGAGCCUUGCCACCGAAAGGCUGACUGUGACCCAUCAACCUGGCAUUAUUGGCCUCCGUGGCAUUGUCGAAGCCGUUGAGCAAGAGGGGCUGAAUGCCUUGGUUGCUGACAGUCAGGACAACAACGCCCAGCUCGAGUCUUUAGCCAAAACUCGAGAGAUUACGGAGUGGAGGACAGCCUUUCGAACAUCUCUGACAUUUGCGAUUCCCGUCUUUAUCAUUGGCAUGAUACUGCCAAUGGCAUUACCGUCGUUGGAUUUUGGCAAACUAAUGUUGAUCCCUGGCCUCUACCUUGGCGACGUUAUAUGUCUUGUUCUUACGAUACCCGUCCAGUUUGGCAUUGGAAAGCGAUUUUACGUGUCAGCAUACAAAUCUAUUAAGCAUGGGUCACCAACGAUGGAUGUCCUUGUCAUCCUGGGCACAUCCUGUGCCUUCUUUUUCAGCGUUUUUGCGAUGACUGUUUCUUUGUUGGUCCCUCCUCAUACGAGGCCCAGCACAAUUUUUGACACAAGCACCAUGUUGAUUACGUUUAUUACAUUUGGCCGAUUUUUGGAAAAUCGCGCAAAGGGGCAAACGUCCAAAGCUUUGUCUCGCCUGAUGUCCCUCGCACCGUCCAUGGCAACAAUUUAUGCUGAUCCCAUUGCGGUUGAGAAGGCUGCAGAAGCAUGGGCCAAGUCUGCAGAGGAAAUGAAGACGCCCAAGACGCCCCAGGGCCCAUCAGAACCUGGUGGUUCGUCUGCAUACGAGGAAAGGCUGAUCCCUACCGAGCUGCUCCAGGUGGGCGAUAUUGUCAUCAUUCGACCUGGUGAUAAGAUCCCGGCGGAUGGCGCAUUGGUCCGUGGCGAAACUUAUGUCGAUGAGAGCAUGGUCACUGGAGAAGCAAUGCCGGUUCAGAAGCGGCUGGGUGACAAUGUGAUUGGAGGAACCGUCAACGGUAACGGCCGCUUCGACUUCCGUGUCACGCGUGCUGGACGAGACACGCAGCUGAGCCAAAUCGUCAAGCUCGUUCAGGACGCACAGACGACGAGAGCACCGAUCCAGCAGCUCGCUGAUACAUUGGCUGGCUAUUUCGUCCCCACGAUUCUGAUUCUCGGUCUCAUCACCUUCUUGUCCUGGAUGGUCCUAAGCCAUGUGUUGCCGAACCCACCAAAGAUCUUCCUUCAAGACGCCAGCGGCGGCAAGACCAUGGUUUGUGUAAAGCUGUGCAUCUCUGUCAUUGUCUUUGCCUGCCCUUGCGCGCUUGGACUUGCCACGCCGACUGCGGUCAUGGUAGGCACAGGAGUGGGAGCUGAGAACGGCAUCCUGAUCAAAGGAGGUGGUGCGUUGCAGCGAACAACCAGAGUGACAAAGGUGGUCCUGGACAAGACUGGCACAAUUACACAUGGCAAGAUGAGCGUCGCCAGGUCCACGCUCGUACCGCUCUGGAGGGACAAUGAGUGGAGAAGACGACUAUGGUGGACAAUAAUCGGGUUGGCGGAAAUGGGCAGUGAGCACCCUGUCGGCAAGGCUAUUCUCGGAGCCGCAAAGGACGAGCUCGGCGUAGAGUCCGAGGGUGCCAUUCAAGGCAGCAUCGGCGAGUUCAAGAUCAAGGUCGGCCGAGGCGUGAAUGCUUUGGUUGAGCCUGCCUCAUCAGCAGAGAGAGUUCGAUACAGAGUUCUUGCUGGCAACGUCAAGUAUCUCGAAGAAAAUGGCGUUGAUAUUCCAAGCGAGGCUGUUGACGCUUCGGAGGAGAUGAACGUCAGCUCGACCAAAAAGGCAAAAACGACUCAGUCCAAGUCUUGGUCAGCAGGGACCACCAACAUCUUUGUGGCUGUGGAUGGCAAAUACACGGGACACAUCUGCCUGGCGGAUGUUAUCAAGGACGGAGCGGCAGGUGCCAUAUCAGUUUUGCACCGAAUGGGCAUCAAGACGGCCAUUGUAACUGGUGACCAGCGUUCGACAGCUCUUGCAGUUGCUGCAGCAGUUGGCAUCUCAUCCGAGGAUGUGUAUGCGGGCGUCAGUCCCGAUCAGAAGCAAUCAAUCAUCAAGCAGAUCCAGUCACAAGGCGAGAUUGUAGCGAUGGUAGGAGAUGGCAUCAACGACUCGCCCGCGCUGGCAACCGCUGAUGUGGGCAUCGCCAUGUCCAGCGGCACUGAUGUCGCAAUGGAAGCAGCCGACGUAGUGCUCAUGAGGCCGACAGACUUGAUGAGCAUCCCUGCUGCCCUGCACUUGACGAGAACUAUAUUCCGCCGAAUCAAGCUGAAUCUCGCAUGGGCUUGUGUGUAUAAUCUUGUUGGCCUACCUGUGGCGAUGGGAGUGUUCCUGCCGUUUGGGUUUCACAUGCAUCCGAUGAUGGCCGGCUUCGCCAUGGCCUGCAGCAGUGUCAGCGUGGUGGUCAGCAGUCUACUACUUAAGCUGUGGAAGCGGCCGCGAUGGAUGGACGAGGCGGAAGCAGAGCGAACUGGAGGGUUGAGAUGGGUGAGCGGCAGCGGCGUAGUAGGCUGGGCGAGAGAGAUGCUUGGGCGAAGACGGCAGAAGGGCGAGGAGGGUUAUGUGCCGUUGCAGAAUCUAGACGCAGAGCAUGCAUAA